AUGCAGUCGACCGCACGCAUAAUGUUCAAGCUGGGAACGACGAAGACCAAGCGAUCUCCCACCGAAAGUGCGCCUGCCUCUGCGUCCAAAGUCAACACCAGAUACAUGGCUGCGGCACCUAUCCAUGACGAGCCCACUCCCACAAAGUCUGCAAAAUCCAAUUCCCUGAAGGGCCGCCUCAGCUCCAAGCUGAAGAGCAUCUCAUCCACCGCGACCAAGGUCAUAAAGCGCGCUUCGCAAAAAGUCUCGCGCGUCCUGAGUACUUCGAAAUCGGAGGGCUUUCCUUCUCGCGUUCGCCCGCAUAGAAAGCUGACACCCUAUCCCGGCCCAGCUGUUUGCGAUAGCAGUGAGAGCAGCCAGCAAGACAUCCACCGCAGCGCCUAUCAGGAAGCUGAGAAUGAUAGCUGCCGAGACACUGAGUCGUUGUUCAGCCUGGGCAGUUCUUCGGAUUACCCCAGUGUCAACUUGAUGACCCAUGGCCCACUCCCAGCACACGACCCAGGCCACAUUCCCUCCCCUUACGAACAUACCGGAACAUCCAUGGAAGUCUGUGAGUGGGCUUCAUCUCCAGCCAUCUCCACGGACAUCUACGCCAUCCGCAAGGCCACCGCUGAGGGUGACCACACCGACGACGCCAUCCGCCGAGCCUCUUGCCUCAACCGCGCCGAUCAGCACCUCUACCACAUUCCCGGUCGCCUGAACAUCCGUCUCCCCAAUGGCGCAACCGGCCAAAUGCGCCUCCCUCUCGAAUACCCACGAGGUGCCAAAGGUUUGAAGAGGCCCGACGACCGUGACUUUCCCGGCUGGCACCGCGACACCGAUGGGUAUAUGGUUCCCACUCCCCGUCUCCUUCAGGGUGUCUUCUUGCCGGAGCCGUCGCAUUUGCGGGAGGUGGAGACUGUCCAGUCUGGGGAAGAGUUUCGCUCGCUUGGUCAGAACGUCACUCUCCACAGCUUCCGCCGUAAGAGCUCUCCGGCAUCUCGCCAGUGCGGAUCAUCCACAUGGCUUGCCAGACCUACAUUACAAGCUGCUUCAGUUGCGGAAGAAGAGGACACUUUCACAGAAUCCCCUGAAGACGCCUCAUUGUUCUCCACUUUCGACGGGAGCUAUGAUGUUUGCGACACCGAUUCACCAGUGGUCAGCAACGAGUGGACGAUUCAAGACGUCGGAUUCCGCCGCUUACCUCUGACACACGCGAGGAAUCCCAUUUCGCGGUCUACUGGCCACCUGAACCUUCGCUCCAUUUCGCAAGACAUCAUUAACGAGGAGGAAGAUGAAGAGGAAGAUGGAUUGAGCCCCUUGAAAAAUUCAAUCGAGAAAGAGUCCAAAGAGGACACUCCUGAUGAAGAAGCGGUUGAAGUGCAAUUGUAUGAGAACGUAUUCGACGAGGCAGACAGCGAGCCGACUGCUGGCGCCGACUCUGAGUUCGCUAUCCCUGAGAUGCAUGAGGGAAGUAGACUCCCAUCUCCGGAGUUUGAUAGCGACAGUUGUGACUGGGAGUCGGCUAUAAUAGAGCAGGCUCAGCUUUGCUCUAUUCAACAAGUUAAGGCAAAGCUCAUCUCCCAGCCGCGUCCGCCUAACCCACACAACUAG
Molecule: messenger RNA, 1593 nt
Organism: Lasiodiplodia theobromae
Lineage: Eukaryota; Fungi; Ascomycota; Dothideomycetes; Botryosphaeriales; Botryosphaeriaceae
Exons: 1
Coding region: 1-1593 (530 amino acids)
Source: RefSeq, a predicted model, not a curated record